Molecule: messenger RNA, 1441 nt
Organism: Schistocerca americana (American grasshopper)
Lineage: Eukaryota; Metazoa; Arthropoda; Insecta; Orthoptera; Acrididae
Exons: 2
Coding region: 965-1360 (131 amino acids)
Source: RefSeq, a predicted model, not a curated record
UACUAGAUUUUCAUCUCCCAUUAUGUACUGUACUACAUUGUCAGUAUCCUCACAUACUUUCUCUAUCUCUUCGUCUUCAGUGAGCGAUGUUGUCAUGUAUAACUGAGCUAUCGUUGACGGUGUUGGUUUCCUAUAGAUUCUGACAAGAACUCUAUACUAAUUGUUCACUGUAACAUGCUCUUUGCUCUCCCUUUCUACUCGUAACGAAUGCUACUUCCGUUAUAUCAUUUUCUGCUACUGUUGACAUGACCCUAUACCAAUUUGACCAGAAUUUCUUGUCUUCUUUCCGUUUCACUUCACUGAUCCCUAGUAUAUCUAGACUGAGUGUUUGCAUUUCCCUUUUCAGAUUUUCUAGCUUCCGUACCUCAUUCAAGCUUCUGACAUUACGUCGUAGAACGUGUUGCUUUCGUUCAUUAUUCAACCUUUUGUCAUUGUCGCCUCCCCCUUUGCAGUCCCUUUCUGGAGAUCUGAAUAGGGGACUAUUCCGGAAUUUUUUACCAAAGGAGAGAUCAUCAAGAGACUUUUUUAAUUACAGGCCAUAUGUGCUGUGGAUACAGGGAAUGUUUCUUUAAUGCAGUGGUUUCCAUUGCCUUCUGCAUCCUCAUGCCGUUGAUCAUUGCUGGUUCUUUCGCCUUUAGGUUCUGUUUCCCGCCCCAAAGACAAGAGAGUGCACUGAAUAUCUGUCUUCUUCCCCGCCCUCUUUGACAAGGGCGUUGGCAGAAUGAGAGUUAUUUCUUAUGCCGGAAGUCUUCGCCUGCCAGUACCCAUUAUAUCUAGCUUUAAACAGUCCAUUUCUCAUUUUAAAUUUUCUAACCUGCUACCUAAUUACAAUAUCUGGCUUUCCACGCUCCGAUCCGCGGAACGCCAGUUUUGUUUCUCCUGGUGAUGACAUCAUCCUGAGAAGUCCCCACAUGGAAUUCCGAAUGGCGAACUGUUUUACUUCUGGAAUAUUUUACCUGAGAGGAUGCCAUCAUUAUUUAAACACACAUGCCCUCCGACGUUUUGGUUGAUGUUACAAGGCCAGAUCAGUCAGUCGUCCAGACUGUUGCCACUGUUAUUACUGAAAAGGCUGAAAGAAGAAACAGUUUUCUCGACGAUGAUGCACACAGACCCUGGGGGAGAGGUUAAAGCUGAAGGACACAGACUGCUGCUGCUGCUGCUGCCGCUGCGCUGGAUCAUCCCUCACGGAGCCCCGCCGCUGCGGCGGAAGUGCGUGGGAACGGCAGCCGCGAGGUCGCAAGCCAGCUCACGCCUCUGCGUGCCGGCGCGCCACCAAACGCACCACUGUCGCCACACGGCCGCGUCGCGUUAUCCGAAUACGGAGCAGCUCUGUUUGGGCAUCUGCCUCUUAGUGGCGUGAAAGCGUGCUAGUUUGAAUGGAACAAUGGUACCAUAGGUAAAAUGGCUUAUGGAGCUCUUUGUGUGUCUUACUAAGCGACGU